Molecule: messenger RNA, 4508 nt
Organism: Nicotiana tabacum (common tobacco)
Lineage: Eukaryota; Viridiplantae; Streptophyta; Magnoliopsida; Solanales; Solanaceae
Product: pentatricopeptide repeat-containing protein At5g57250, mitochondrial
Molecular function (GO): protein binding
Source: RefSeq, a predicted model, not a curated record
CUUACUGCAAAUGGACGAAAAUACGUAAAAACUAACGGCGUCCAGCUAAGGAGCACACGAUGAAGCUCUCGUCGCUUCUUUCUGUAGUUAAGAGUGGUUUCACUCCCACCGCCCAACACUUGAACCAUUUCCUCCUCUUCCUUUCUCGCUCCAAAAAAUUCAAACUCAUCAUUCACUUAGUCAAAUCAAAUCAAUUCAACGCUGACUCCAAGACCCGGAUAAUCUUCAUACAAGCACUUGCCGAAGAGAACAGAUUCGAAGAGGCACUUAAGCACUUGAAAUCGAAUAGUGCUACCCAGGUGUACAAAGAUAAACGCCUAUUUGAUUCUUUAAUUCAGGGCCUCUCUCAAACAAACCCCGGAAAGGCGCUUUCUUUACUGCAGGAUUGCUCAGGGAAAGAUGGUAUUUUGCUCUCUUCUUACACUUUUUGUUCAUUGAUUCACUCUUUCUGCACUCGGGGAAGGAUUGAUGAAGCAAUUCAAGUGUUAGAGUUAAUGGCCCAUGAGAAAAUUAAAUACCCAUUUGAUAAUUUUGUGUGCAGUUUUGUGAUUCAUGGUUUCUUGAGUGUUGGAAAGGCUGAGCUCGCUGUUGAGUUCUUUGAAAAUGCUGUGAAUUCAGGUUGUUUAAAGCCCAAUGUUAUUACUUACACAACACUUGUGAGUGCUUAUUGUAGGUUAGGUAGAAUUGAGGAGGUUUCUAAUUUGGGAAUGUAUGGAUUAGAAUUAGAUGUUGUGUUUUACAGUAAUUGGAUGUAUGGGUAUUUUAGGGAAGGAGCAAUUGAAGAGGCACUAAAAAGAUAUAAUGAGAUGGUGUGUACUAGGAGAAUUGAGUUGGAUACAAUAGGCUAUACAAUACUUAUUGAUGGGUUCUCAAAGGAGGGACAUGUGGAGAAAGCAGUUGGGUUCCUAUACAGGAUGAAAAAACAUGGUCUUCAACCUAAUUUGGUUACUCUAACAGCACUUGUAUUAGGAUUCUGCAAGAAGGGGAAAGUGCUUGAUGCGUUUGCAGUGUUUAAGAUGGUUGAGGAUUUGCAGAUUGAAGCAGAUGAGUUUGUGUAUGCAGUAUUGAUUGAUGGUGUGUGCAGGAUGGGUGACGUUGAGCGUGCGUUCAAAUUGCUCGGUGAAGUGGAGAAGAAAGGCAUAAAACCUAGUGUUGUCACAUAUAAUACCAUUAUCAAUGGAUUGUGCAAAGCUGGGAGGAUGAAUGAGGCCUAUGAUGUGUCUAAGGGAAUCCUCGGAGAUGUUAUCACGUAUAGUACAUUGUUACAUGGUUAUAUUCAAGAAGAAAAUGUCAUGGGAAUGCUAGAAACAAAAAAGAGAGUUGAAGCAGCUGAUGUUUUUCUGGAUGUUACUAUGUGCAACUUGCUUAUAAAAGCCCUAUUUAUGAUGGGAUUGUUUGAGGAUGCUCUUGCCAUAUAUAAGAAAUUAUCAGAUAUGGGCAUCACUUCCAAUUCUGUUACUUACGGUGCCAUGAUUGACGGUUACUUGAAAGUAGGAAUGAUAGAUGAGGCACUUGAAAUAUUUGAUGAAUUUCGGAAGACAUCUAUACCUUCAGCUGCAUGUUACAAUUGCACCAUUCAAGGGCUCUGUAGGAAUGGCAUGGCGGACAUAGCAAUUGAAGUAUUCGUUGAACUAAUUGAUCGAGGUUUGCCUUCAAGUACAAGGAUCUAUAUGACAUUGAUAAAAAAGAUCUUUGAAGUUAAGGGUGCUCAGGGAGUUUUAGAUUUGUUUCAGAGAUUGGAAAGAGUUAAGCAUGAAAAUUUUGGUUCAAUGUGUGAAGAUGCUCUUUCUUUCCUGUGCAACAAAGGAUUAUUACAGGCUGCAGUCAAUCUGCUAAUUGUGAUCCAAAGUAAUGGUUUUGUUCUAAGCAAGAAAUCCUACCAUCUUUUAAUGAAAUCUCUUCUGUAUGGUGGCCAAACCUUUUUGACUGGACUUCUUUUGACAACAUUCCUAAAAAAGUAUGGGAUUUUUGAGCACAGGGCAAAGAAGAUGCUUGUGUACUUCCUUUGCAUUAAAAAUGUAGAAACUGCACUUCGGUUUCUUACUAUAGUGAAAGGCGACACAUCUGAGGUGACCUUUUCUGCUGUAGUUUUGCGGACACUGACAAGAGGUGGACGAUAUCUGGAUGCGUAUAACCUUGUUAUGGGAGCGAGAGAUAAACUACCUCUCAUGGAUGUCGUUGACUACUCAAUUGUUAUUGACGGCCUUUGCAAAGGAGGAAAUAUUGACAGGGCAUUAGAUCUCUGUAAUUUUGCCAAGAAUAAGGGAAUUUCUUUCAAUAUUGUAACCUAUAACUCAGUUAUCAAUGGGUUGUGUCGUCAAGGGUGCAUGGUUGAGGCUUUUCGGUUAUUUGAUUCUUUAGAAAGGAAUGAUAUAGUUCCUUCAGAAAUCACGUAUAGUAUACUCAUUGAUGCUUUGUCAAAAGAAGGUCUUUUAGCCGAUGCUAGGAGGUUGUUUGAGGAAAUGUUCCUGAAGAAUCUUAGACCGAGUAAUCGUAUAUACAAUUCAUUAAUCGAUGGAUGCAGCAAGUUAGGUCAAAUCCAGGAAACUUUGAAGCUUCUCCUUGAUUUACAAGCUAAAGGCCUCACACCAGAUGAAUUCACUGUCAGUGCAGUACUUAACAGCUAUUGUCAGAAGGGUGACAUGGAGGAAGCUCUUGGGUUCUUUUCUGAGUUCAAAAUGAAAGGCAUACUACCUGAUUUCUUGGGUUUCAUGUACUUGGUGAGAGGCUUAUGUGAUAAAGGAAGGAUGGAAGAAUCCCGAUGCAUUUUGAGAGAGAUGCUUCAAUCAAAAUCUGUCAUUGAUCUUCUUGGCAGAGUUGAAAUCCAAAUCGAGACAGAGUCUAUUAGAAGUUUUCUUUCUCUAUUGUGUGAGCGAGGAAGCAUACAAGAGGCAGUUACUAUUCUGAAUGAAGUGGUAUCCAUGUUUUUCCCUGCUAGAAGGGGGUGUGGAGCUUGGAAUUUAUUAGGAAAAAUCGAAGAGCCUUAUAAUGGGGGAGAGAUGGAUAUAGACUCAAGAUCACGUCAGAGUUGGAUGCCUGAGAAGGCAUCAAACAACCGUCAUGACCAAGACACUCAAAUAGCCCAGUUGCUCGACUUCAAUUCUUACUAUUCCUGUAUUGCUUUAUUGUGUUCAAAAGGGGAGUGUGAUAAGGCUAAUGAAGUGGCUAAAGUUAUUACUGGUUUCACAUAGAACAUGAUUGUCUUUUCAACAAUAUUAGCUAGCUUCUUUGUCAAUGGUUUGAGAACAAAGAACCAUACAAGAGCUAUCUUAGGAGGAAAACGAAUUAAAGUAAGUAAAAGUAAGUUGGAAGCUUUUGUGAACCUCUGGAUUCCUCCUUUACACCAAGAAGAGCAAAUUUCAGAGGCUAAACCUAUGUGCUUAAAAACUUUGCACGAUGGACUUAGUAGCAUUCUUUCUGAAGCAGAAGCUCAGGGGAAUUUGGACAUUCUUGCAAAGUCCAUUUGAGACUUGGUGGCAUUUUUAUCUGCAUUUUUGCAGACUACAUGAAAGAGAAAAUGUCUCAUUGUCACUCCUCGUGUUAUUGCGGAGGUCGCAAGCUCCAUCACGGGAAUGCUGUAACAAGGAAUGCUGGAUUUCUGAUUGUUAUUCCGGAAAUGGAUGGAAUUUGCAAUUUAGAAGUCAUUUUGAUGAUUGGGAGAUUGAAGAUGUUAACCUUUUGCCUCAAAAGUUGAGUUCAGUGGUCAUAAUAGAAGAAAGGGAGGACUCAGUACAGUGGACAGCCAGUAGAGAUGAGAAGUUCUCUGUUAUAUCCUGUUAUAAAAUGUUGCAAGUUCAAGGAGACAUAGUAGAUGAACAAUGGCCAGCUAAAAUAAUCUGGAAGAUCAAAGUGGGUUUGCGAUGCAUGCAUCUCUGAUUGAGUAGUAGAAUAUUAAUCUCUUUGCUGUGGUUAGAAGAGCUCCUCAUGAAUUCAAAAUCGCUUGCUUAUAGGCUCUCUGGGAAUAACAAUGUAGCAAAUUCUUGAGGGCAAGGAGCAUAGCAUCUAAAUUACCGGCUGUGCAGAAGAUGUAAUUACUAAUUUUAGCUAUGGAUGAACAGCUUUCUUCCCUUCUGAUAGGAAUCCUAUCCCUUCUAUGCUGGUUUUGGCAACAGAGAAACAGAUAAGAUCAGCUACCUCAAGGUUGGAAUAACCUAAAGGAAAUAUCUUCACCGUCAACCCAAAGGGUCAAACUGUCGUAAAUUGCUACAUAGAUACAAAAUCAUAUACCUCUCUUCGUAGUAUUGUCGAUGGCACAUUUCCAGCCAUUUCCUCAUGUGAGCAGGUUUUAUUUUUCCAUUUUUUUGUAUUGGAUGGAUGAUUUUUGGCUAUUUAGCACGUGAUAGAGUAAGCUAGAGGUUUGUGAUUUCUUGUGCUUCAUUUUUUUUCCAUCUGCAAUGAGAUACAGGGUGUAAUUAGAUUUCUUGAAGUGGAGUAUAAGAGUCACUUAAACCACUUAAACCAUCAUGUUCACUUUAACAACUAACCAUUUUUGUCUAUUUUGUCAUCAA